AUGCCUGUGGUCAGUGCCAUUUCCUCUCGGAUCAUUAAAACCCCCCGGCGGUUUAUCGAGGACGAAGACUAUGACCCGCCGAUUAAAAUCGCGCGCCUGGAGUCCACGCCCAACAGCCGCUUCGGCGCCGCGUCCUGCGGGUCGUCCGAGAAGUCCAGCGCCGCCUCGCAGCGCUCCUCGCAGGCGUCCUCCGACUCCUCGCGCUCCAGCAGCCCCAGCGUCGACACCUCCACCGACUCGCAGGCCUCCGAGGAGAUGCGGGGGCUGCCCGAGGAGCAGGGCGACCCCCCCGAGGCCCACGCUCCGCUGCCCGUGUCGCAGGCCCCGGAAACCGACGGCAACGACCGGCGGGGCAGGAGGUACUCGGUGUCCGAGAGGAGCUUUGGAUCGAGGGCGACCAAGAAGCUGUCGGCCCUGCAGGGCGCCCCGCAGCAGCAGCUGGCCUCGCCCUUCCUGCCCGCGCCCGCGGCCCUGCAGGGCAAGCGCAAGUCCAUCCUGCGGGAGCCCACCUUUCGGUGGACGUCGCUGAAGCACUCGCGGGCCGAGCCGCAGUACUUCUCCUCCGCAAAGUAUGCCAAAGAAGGCCUCAUUCGCAAGCCCAUAUUCGACAACUUCCGACCUCCGCCGCUCACCCCCGAGGACGUNGCGGGCCCCGCGGCCUCCGCCCGCCUCUUCGCGCCGCUGCACCCCGGCACCAGGUUCGACGUGCACAAGAGGAGCCCGCUGCUGCGAGCGCCGCGCUUCACGCCCAGCGAGGCGCACUCGAGAAUAUUUGAGUCCGUGACCCUGCCCGGGACGCGAACCUCGGCCGCGGCGUCCUCGGGGGCGUCGAGCAGGAAGAGGAAGAGAAGGGUGUUCAACCCGGUGCGGCCGGAGCCGCGCUCGCCCUCCCACUCCAUGAGGACGCGCAGCGGGAGGCUGAGCGCCGCCGAGCUGUCCCCGCGCAGCCCGCCGUCCUCCGUGGCCGCCUCCUUGAGCAUUUCUGUGAGCCCCCGCGCCACCAGUGCCUUAAACUCAACCUUCACCUUCCCUUCUCACUCGCUGGCUCAGCCCGGGGAGGCUGCGGAGCGCACCCCGCGCCCGCGGAACCCCGCCCCGCUCUUCCCCUGGUUCACCCCCGGCCCCCAGGCGGAAAGAGGGCGGAACAAGGACCGGGCCUCCGAGGAGCCGAGCAAAGACCGCGAGGCCGACAGGGCCGUGGAGAAGGACCGGAGCCGGGAGAGGGCGCGCGAGCGCGAGAAGGAGAACAAGCGCGAGUCCCGCAAGGAGAAGCGGCGGAAGGCGUAA
Molecule: messenger RNA, 1287 nt
Organism: Miniopterus natalensis
Lineage: Eukaryota; Metazoa; Chordata; Mammalia; Chiroptera; Miniopteridae
Source: RefSeq, a predicted model, not a curated record